GUUACUUUCCUUGAACACAAUGUUUAGGACAACUGUGACAGUUUUCAUGUUAGGAAUGCUGGUGGGUAAAGUGAAGUCUGUCUGUGAUUCUGAACUUCAGAAUGGCCUUUUUCAAGAUCUCCUUAAUAUGAUGAUGAAGAUAAAAGGUUUUAGUCCUGAACUUUCCACAUGUAAAUGCCAGAAGAUUGUACCUGCAAUUGCUUUCACAGCUUCUUUAUCAGCUACUAAAUCCAUUGGUCCUCUAGAAACAAUUAAGUUCAACAAAGUUUGGACCAAUGCUGGCAAAGGAUAUGACCCAAAUUCUGGAAUUUUUACAGCACCAAAGAAAGGUUACUAUCAAAUAAUUGCAAGAGCAACAUCUUAUCAAGGAAACAAAUUUUUUGCAAAUCUAUGGAAAAAUGAUGAAAAGACUGUAGGGUUGUAUGCUGGACCAGGCCAGAUUACACAUUCUGCUAGCAUAGUUCUCGAAUUAAAGAAAGGAGAUCAUGUGUUCCUUAAACAUCAUAACAGCAGUGAGAAAAUCUACAGUGAUGCCCACCUUUGGAGCAUGUUUUCUGGCUUCCUCAUAUCUGAAUAAAAUAUAA
This is a messenger RNA of Mytilus trossulus (common blue mussel), 584 nucleotides long. RefSeq names its product collagen alpha-1(X) chain-like. Lineage: Eukaryota; Metazoa; Mollusca; Bivalvia; Mytilida; Mytilidae. The coding region runs from base 20 to 577 and encodes 185 amino acids. Gene Ontology annotation, molecular function: protein binding. The transcript has 3 exons. The record is from RefSeq and is a predicted model, not a curated record.